This is a messenger RNA of Puma concolor (puma), 1510 nucleotides long. It is a transcript of the gene LYL1, whose product is annotated as LYL1 basic helix-loop-helix family member. Lineage: Eukaryota; Metazoa; Chordata; Mammalia; Carnivora; Felidae. Gene Ontology annotation, molecular function: DNA-binding transcription factor activity, RNA polymerase II-specific; protein dimerization activity; RNA polymerase II cis-regulatory region sequence-specific DNA binding. Gene Ontology annotation, biological process: regulation of transcription by RNA polymerase II. The record is from RefSeq and is a predicted model, not a curated record.
GGUCAGCCCGGCUCCUUAUCAGGCGCGGCCAGUCGGCCAGGGCCUUAUCUGUGCCGGCCCGGCAUCCUCCGGCGCGGCCCGGGGGUGAGAGGGAGGAAACUGGGCCGCCGGGGGCGGGGAGAGGGCGGGCCGGCCAGGAGCAGCUCACUUUCCCUCGAGGGAUCCACGCCGCCGUCGCCGGGGCCCUAGCGAGCCCGGGAAGAGGCGCGGCCCGACGUCGCUGCCGGGAGGGGGCGGCAAGCUCCCAGCGGCCCAGAGCGCAGAGGCCGGACCGGAUCAGGGCCACGGAGCCUGGCCUGCAGCCGAACCUGCAUCCUGGCCCUGCAGGACAGAGCCGGGGCUCUCACCAGGCAGCAGGACCAGCGCCGGGGUGAGCACCCCUUCGGGGUCCAUGUGCCCUCCCCAGGCCCAGACAGAGGUGGGCCCCACCAUGACUGAGAAGGCGGAAAUGGUGUGUGCCCCCAGCCCAGCGCCCGCUCCGCCCCCCAAGCCUGCCUCACCUGGGCCCCCAAAGGUGAAGGAGGUUGGCCACCGAGGCUCCUCACCCCCCAGGCUGCCCCCUGGCGUGCCAGUGAUCAGCCUGGGCCACACCAGGCCCCCCGGGGCAACCAUGGCCACCACGGAGCUGAGCACCCUGCGGCCCCCGCUGCUGCAACUCUCUACCCUGGGAACUGUCCCGCCCCCCCUGGCCCUGCAUUACCACCCUCACCCCUUUCUCAACAGCCUCUACAUUGGGCCGGCAGGACCUUUUGGCAUCUUCCCCAGCAGCCGGCUGAAGCGGAGACCUAGCCACUGUGAGCUGGAGCUGGCCGAGGGGCACCAGCCCCAGAAGGUGGCCCGGCGUGUGUUCACCAACAGCCGGGAGCGCUGGCGGCAGCAGAACGUGAACGGCGCCUUCGCAGAGCUCAGGAAGCUGCUGCCAACGCACCCGCCCGACCGGAAGCUGAGCAAGAACGAGGUGCUCCGCCUGGCCAUGAAAUACAUCGGCUUCCUGGUGCGGCUGCUGCGCGACCAGGCGGCCGCUCUGGCCGCAGGCCCCGCCCCGCCCGGGCCCCGCAGACGGCCAGGGCCAGCGCACCGAGGCCCGAACGACAGCGCCCGCCGCGGGCCGUGUCGCAGGGCCGAAUCAGUGAUGCGCUCGCAGCCCGCGCCCCCGGCCGGCCCCGACGGCAGCCCCGAUGGGGCGGCCCGGCCCAUCAAGACGGAACGAGCGGCCGUGAGCCCUGAGGUGCGGUGACCUCCGCGGGCGUGGCCUCGGAGCCGAGGGGCACCGGGAACUCAGCCCGGGGCGGUCGAGAGAGGGGCGGCCGAUGCUCUGCGCCUGCUCUGGAGCGAACUCCCCGGAAGAGGGACCAGUGAGGACGUUCCCAACGGGGGAAUAGGGCCCGGGGAUCUGGAGGGGCGACUGUCGCCCGCGGGGGGCCCUGUAGGCCUUUUUAUCACCCACCGCCCGCUGGAAAUGACCUUUCCCGCGUCUUCCUCCGGGGGACGAGGUCCGGGAACCAACAUG